Molecule: messenger RNA, 1682 nt
Organism: Pseudomassariella vexata
Lineage: Eukaryota; Fungi; Ascomycota; Sordariomycetes; Amphisphaeriales; Pseudomassariaceae
Exons: 3
Coding region: 485-1420 (311 amino acids)
Source: RefSeq, a predicted model, not a curated record
CAACUGGCCAUAUUUCUCAUUGCUGACAGAGUCAACACGAUAUCAAACGGGCUCAGGGAAUUGGGAGCCAGACUAAGCCAGAUUGGACUCAAUCGCCAUUCCCGUUCGAGACAACGAGCUGAAGCCAUGGAUCAAACUAGACCAACGCCGGAGAUCCUAGGCAUGCAAGCUGCGCUGCUGGGCGGCAAUCAGAUUUGCUCUACAAUCGUGUCUUUUCAAUUGCUGCCUAGUUUUCUCCUAUUUCAUAAUCUUAAUCUUUUCUGUUUUUAGUUCUAAAAUUUGCAACGCCCACAAUCGUUUUGCUGCUUUCCAACCUGUCGCUCGUUUGCCAUUAGACCAUCCUCACUUAAUCAACGAAUAUCUCACAUUUUCUGGUCGUUACUUGAGAGUAUCACUGCCUUGGACCCAAAGAUUUUCACGGCCCAUCUCGAAUCUGACUCGACAAUCCCCAAAAGAUUCAAGCCCUUCGCCCUGCCCCCGACAGAUGGAGCAACCCCGAACUGAAGAGCGGGCUCAGAAUCUGGCAGUGACUGCACCAGCACCGAGUCAGCCUCAAGCACAGACAGAAGCAACCCAGACAACUCCCACCCUUUCCCAAGCGCAAGUAGGACAACCUCAAGUCCCCUACCAGCCCUACUACUACCCAGCCCAACCUUACAACACAGCGCGCCUCAUACCCUUCAACAAAACUUGGCACCGGACUAAGUUGAUCGCCACUAGUGCCUCCAUCAUCUUCUGCGUAAUCAUCCUCUCCCUCUCGCUCUCCACCUCGCUCUCCUCAAACUACCAAUCCUUCUUCUUCUCGGCCUUGUGGUCCGGCCCCUUCGUCAUCUUAACGGGCCUCUGGGAUGCAUCGGAACUCAUCACCAUCUGCGCGCGGCGCAAGACCGCUAACCGCGGGAUUCACCCGGGAGCCCACGUCGGCGUCGAUUUGUGUGUCUGGCUUGCGGGGGUGAUGUGCGUUAUCAUGCAGACGACCGCGUACUAUGAUGCGGACUUUCACUAUUAUUCGUGUGAUGAAAACACGGCGUUGUUGGCGAGUCGGUAUUUACCGAUCGCGAAGACGAUUUUGGCGUUUUUGGGGAUGUUGACUCUCCUCCACUUCGGUAUAUUCGUUCGCGCCUGUGUGGAGACCAACACACGGAACAGGGCUCGGGGGACGGUUAUUAAUGGCCCCGUGUCUUACGCCCAAGUGCCUGUGCCCGUAUACUACCCUGCGCCUGCUCCUGGCGUUCUGGGGGGUCAGUACCAGUACCCGGUGGUGCCACAGAAUGUGUAUAUGCCAGCACCCGCAUCACAAGGUACCCCCGCGAUGAUUGAGAAGACGACGGGUGCUGAGUCGAUGCUGAGGAACAUUCAUUUGGCUGAAUACUACGCUCCUUCGGUCCCGUUCGUACUUUCUCCCACUACGAAGGUAUAGCCGGCGACAGAGAGGAGAGAGGAGCCUACUAUGGCGAGUGGGAGUGUUCAGUCGCCUGUGUAGGUUGAAUUAUUUCAGGUAAAUUUUUGGCUUGGAGUUGCGCAAUCACGGAAGCAUAAAAAGUGUUUAUGAUACCCACGUCGUCCAUACACUGUUUCAUUUCAGGUUGUAGGUAAUAGAGUUAAUAAGCUUGCGUUCGAGACCACCGCGACUCCCGUCAAGCCAUGUUUUCGCGACUAUUGCCGUUCGCAUUCACACAUUC